Messenger RNA from Cercocebus atys (sooty mangabey), 1752 nucleotides. RefSeq lists its product as uncharacterized. The transcript is spliced from 4 exons. The record is from RefSeq and is a predicted model, not a curated record. Bases 617 to 1381 code for a protein of 254 amino acids. NCBI's taxonomy places the organism in Eukaryota, Metazoa, Chordata, Mammalia, Primates, Cercopithecidae.
UUCUUGCUCUCUGUGUUUCCAAACUGAACUGGGUCGGGGCUGUGCUCCUGCUCUAUUAAUAGCCCCCUAGCCCAGCCUGCUAGCCCCAAACCCGGAUGCCAGGAGCGGUGAGUCAGCAGCUAAAAAUAACGAAGAGCAACUACAUCCGAACCCCAAUGAGCAGCUCCCCCGGGUCCUCCGCCCUUAAGUUUUUGUCAGUGUCAGAAUCCAGCCCAGGGCCUAUAGGUUAAGCCGCUAUAGCUGUCCAGUUCUCCUGGGAAGAGAGUGAGGAUUUCCCGUGGCAGGCUCAAGGUUGCGUACCCAAGGCUAGGGGCUAGGAGAAAGGGGUUAGAGGCUGGGGCUGGGUGCUGUCGUUCCGGUUGGGGGGCCAGACGCUGAGGUUAGAGGACCACAGCUGAGAGUGUGAGAGCUGAGAGGUUGGGGCUGCAGGGAUGGAGUUGCUGGAGGUCUUCAAGGUGAGGUUGGGAGGUGAGGGGAGGAAGAGACUGGGCGAUUGGGAAGGGACAUUAAAGUAGGGAUGGGGGAGGAGGUACGUGCCGAGAGGUGACAGCCGGGCAGUACCAGGCCGACUGGGGGCCCUAGAGCUAAGGCUGGUAGCCAGUCUGACAGAGGGGGUAUGGAUCGGGAACCGGGAAAAGUAAGGGAACGCUGCUCGAAAAGGCGGAGUGUGGGAGAGACCUGCCCGGUACACAGCGGCGUGGACCCCCAGGAAGACCAGGACCGGAGCACUGAUUGCGGCGUUCGUUCUCCGUGCGCCUCCAGCCUCCCCACGCGUCGCAUGCUGGCACCCCCGCCCACCGUGCCAGCUGCAGGCCAGGCCCUCCCUGCUUCUACUACACUCUUCAUCCUCGGUCAGCUCCGCACUGGCCACCUUAGCUGCGGAGCCCAGGGACUCCCGAGCCGCAAACGCAUUGGGGAACUUGCUCCUCGAAGGGAAGGCUGGGCCGGAAAUUGGACCCUGCUCGCAGCCCAGAGGAGCGAAAACUUGUGGAAAUCGGACCUUGCCCUCGGAGUCCUGAGUCAAGGACACGAGUCCCCAAGCGGCACGGAAAACAGGUGGCAUUCAGCAAAUACGUCACGGCGACAACGGAUGCGGCCCUCCUCUUGGGGCGGCCACAAGGUGGAGCUACAGCGCAACCCUGCACCGCGCGCCUGGCCUCCGGACGCCCCCGAGGUGGCUGCUCUCCCGCGGGCCUCCCGCGAGUCCUUCAUUGCCGCAGUAGUACAUGUAUUCCACAAAAGCAGGAACCUUGCCUGUCUGAUUCGUGUUGUGUCCCCAAAGCCUGCAGCGCUACCUGAUACAUGGAUUGAAGUUGACACUUCUGGGCCAGGCAUUCGGAGAUCUUCAAGGCCAAGCCUCUGCUCCCUACCACUCCCAUGAAUUGUCUCUCUCAGUUACAUUCAGCCACACUUUAUUCCUGGAAACACCCUUUUUCAGACUUCUGGGUUUUACAUGUCCUCUUCCCUCUGAUGGAGUUCCCGUUCCCUGCUUUGUGCAUCUUAGGAGAAGACUCUCAUCCUCUCCUGUAUGAAUCCACUCCUGAUUCUCUCCCAGGCAGGAAAAUGUUUUUCUUGCUCUGGGUUUCCUGAAUCGUCUGCUGCCUAGGCUCUCUACUAGGUGGAAGUGACUUGAGUGAGAGCACAGACUAUGUUCUUAUUGCCUAGCACAGGGCUGAGCAAAUGCUUAUCAACAGAAUGAACUCUGCCCUCUCUGAAUGUCCCUGUAGGUGGCUGCCUCUUUGCAGAGGCUGU